AUGGGUCCCCUAUCCAGUAAUGACUACAUGUUUGUAGUAGUGGACUACUUUUCACGAUACAGAGAAAUAAAAAUAUGCCGAACAGUAACCAGUAAGGAAAUAAUAAGUAUUUUAAGCGAUAUAUUCUGUCGGCUUGGGAACCCUGCAUCUAUUACUGGCAAGCAGUUUGUAAGCCAGGAAUUUAAAAACUUUAUUACACACAGGAACAUGAAAAUGUAUAAUACUAUUCCCUACUGUCCCCAACAAAAUGGAGAGGUAGAAAGACAGAACAGGGAUAUCCUGAAAAGGCUGAAGAUUGCCCAAGCUGAGAAGAAGAACUGGAGAGAGGCUCUCCAGGAUUAUCAGAUCAUGUACCAUAGUACACCUCACACCGUUACUGGUAAAACGCCAUCUGAAUUGUUCUUCCGAAGGCAAUUCAGGGAUAAAUUGCCUAUGUUGCGUGACGUGAUAGAUAAUCCUGGAGAUCUAGAGAUCAGGGACAGAGAUAAGGAACAGAAAGAAAAGGGAAAGGAGUACGCAGAUAGAAAAAGACAUGCUACCUGUUGUGAUUUAAAUGCAGGUAACAAAGUUUAUGUGAAAAAUAUGGUAAAAAAUAACAAAUUAAGUUUGAACUUUGAUCCUAUCACCUAUCACUGUUGA
Leptosia nina is the source of this 639-nucleotide messenger RNA. The record is from the annotation of a GenBank genome assembly. NCBI's taxonomy places the organism in Eukaryota, Metazoa, Arthropoda, Insecta, Lepidoptera, Pieridae.